Emericellopsis cladophorae is the source of this 1137-nucleotide messenger RNA. Its product is annotated as Galactose/lactose metabolism regulatory protein-like protein. The coding region runs from base 1 to 1137 and encodes 378 amino acids. The transcript has 2 exons. The record is from RefSeq and is a predicted model, not a curated record. Gene Ontology annotation, molecular function: nucleotide binding. NCBI's taxonomy places the organism in Eukaryota, Fungi, Ascomycota, Sordariomycetes, Hypocreales, Bionectriaceae.
AUGGCUCCGUUGCGCGUCGCCCUCAUCGGCCUCAGCAGUCGCGCAAAGACAGGUUGGGCGUCGAGUGCUCACCUGCCGUAUCUCCUCUCUCCUCAAGGUCGUAAGAGGUACAGCAUCGUCGCCUUGUGCAAUUCUAGCGUCGAGGCCGCCAAACAAGCCAUCCAGGCGUACAACCUCCCGUCCACGACCAGAGCAUAUGGCGAUCCCCAGAGUGUCGCUGACGACCCGGAUGUUGACCUCGUCGUGUGCUGCACCCGCGUCGACGUCCAUCAUCCCACCAUCCUUCCCAGUGUCAAGGCUGGGAAAAGUGUGUAUGUGGAGUGGCCACUUGCACAGGACGUGGUUCACGCAACGGAGCUUGUCGAGGCUGCCGAAAGCAGCGGCAGCAAGACGAUCAUGGGCAUGCAGGGGCGAGUUGCGCCGCCCGUCGUCAAGAUCAAAGAGAUCAUCGAACAGGGGCGUCUUGGAAAGAUAUUGAGUAGCGAGGUCAGAGCGGCCGGUGGCUCCAUGGAUCGCCUUGUUCUGUCCAGCGACCUUCGUUACUUUACAGACCGGUCCAUUGGAGGGAAUGUUUACACCAUUGGGUUCGGUCAUUUAUUCGACCAGGUUCAACACGUCUUGGGAACCAUCGAGAAGCCCCAGACUCGUUUGCAAUUGCAACGACCCGAGGUCAAACUGCGUGAUCCCAAAACGCAGGACAUUGUCGACACUUUAGUCUCCAACGUCCCAGACCUUGUCAUCGUGGCCGCUGCAAUGCCCAAGUCUGAAUUGGUACAGGAAGACGCCACUAUUCUCUUCCGUUUCCGCCGGGGUCAGCCUGUCGCAGGUGAACAUGCUCUCGUCUGGACAAUCAGUGGCACCAAGGGUGACCUGGUACUGGUGGCCCGCGGCGGCACUACUUUGCAUGCAAAUGCGUACUCGGAGCCGGUCACCAUUGAGAUCCAUAACUUCAAGAAAGACAAAGUUGAGCAGGUGGAGUGGACUUGGGAGGAUUGGCAGGCUGAGCUGCCCAUGGUGGCCCGUAGCAUUGGCAAGGUCUAUGACGAUUUCGCGAACGGGACACAGGUUGCCACGUUCAAGAAUGCACUGGAACGUCAUAAGCAGCUGGAAGCAUAUCUUGGGCAUUGGCAUCCUUGA